UCUCCUCCCACUCAGCCAGACCCAUAAAAACAUUUCACUUCACUUCCAACAAAAAUCUUCCUCUAAAAGCAGCAGAGAUGGCGCUCACUGUCCCCGGCACUCAAGGCUCAACUUACCCGGACAUCGUGGAGCUGAACGUGGGCGGCCAGGUGUACGUGACCCGGCUGGACACCCUCACCGCGGUGCCAGACUCUCUCCUGUGGGCGAAGUUCAGCCAAAGUUCCCCGGAAGAUUUGCCCAAAGACAGCAAGGGCCGCUUCUUCUUCGACCGCGACGGCUUUCUGUUCCGAUACAUUCUGGACUACUUGCGGGACUCUGAGCUCUUUUUGCCGGAGUUCUUCAAGGAGAGGCGGCGGCUCCAGAAGGAGGCGGACUUCUUCCGACUGCCGGAGCUGUCCAAGCGCCUCGGCGAGGAGGACAGCUCCCUCGCGGAGGACAGCACGGAGCCGGAGGACGCGGAGCUCCCCAGCCCGGCCACGACCCCUUCCUCCUCGGACAGAACGCCGCACUCGCCCGGGUCCACUUCCGGGUACAUCACCGUGGGCUACCGGGGCAGCUACACCGUCGGCAGAGACAUCCAAGCGGACGCCAAAUUCCGCCGGGUGGCCCGAAUCACCGUGUGCGGCAAGAUCUCCCUCACCAAGGAAGUCUUCGGGGACACUUUGAACGAGAGCCGAGACCCGGACCGACCCCCGGACAAGUACACGUCCAGGUACUACCUCAAGUACAACUUCCUGGAGCAGGCGUUCGACCGGCUGGCCCAAGCUGGCUUUCACAUGGCGGCGUGUAGCUCCACCGGGACUUGUGCCAACAGCGACCCCGGGGAGGACAAGAUGUGGACCAGCUACACCGAGUAUGUUUUCAGCCGGUAACUGCUCAAAAUGGUAACUUCAGGUUUAGACCCCGAUAGUAACUGAUGUUUAGACACAAAAUGCUAACUUAAUGGUUAGACCCAACAUGGAAGCUUAUAAUGUGUAUAAUGUUAGUGGUAACUCCUCGUUUUUGGACCCAAAAUUGUACCUUUUUUGGACCCAAAUGGUAACUUCAUGGUAAUUUACCAUGUUUUGAACCAAAAUAGUGAACUUUAUGGUUAGACCCAAAAUGGUAACUUACCAUGUUUUGACCCAAAAUGGUAACUUCAUGGUCACACCCGAAAUGGUCACUUACCAUGUUUUGACCAAAAAUGGUAGCUUACUUACACCCGAAAUGGUAACUUACCAUGUUUUGUCCCAAAAUGGUAAUUUACCAUGUUUUGACCCAAAAUGGUAACUUGAUGGGUACACCCGACAUGGUAACUUACUUACACCCGAAAUUGUAACUCACCAUGUUUUGACCCAAAAGGGUAAUUUCAUGGUCACACCUGAAAUGGUGACUUACCACGUUUUGACCCAAAAUAGUGAACUUCAUGGUUCGACCCAAAAUGGUAACUUACCAUGUUUUGACCCAAAAGUGGGAACUUCAUGGUUACACCCGAAAUGGGAACUUACCAUGUUUUGACCCAAAAUGGUAACUUCAUGGUUACACCCGGUAACAUGGUAACUUACUUACACCCGAAAUGGUAACUUACCAUGUUUUGACCCAAAAUGGUAACUUCAUGGUUACACCCGGUAACAUGGUAACUUACUUACACCCGAAAUGGUGACCUACCAUGUUUUGACCCAAAAUAGUGAACUUCAUGGUUCGACCCAAAAUGGUAACUUACCAUGUUUUGACCCAAAAAUGGGAACUUCAUGGCUACACCCGAAAUGGGAACUUACCAUGUUUUGAACCAAAAUGCUGAACUUCAUGGUUAGACCCAAAAUGGUAAUUUACCAUGUUUUGACCCAAAAUGGGAACUUCAUGGUUACACCCGACAUGGUAACUUACUUACACUCGAAAUGGUAACUUACCAUGUUUUGAAACAAAAUGGUGAACUUCAUGUUUGGACUCAAAAUGGUAAUUUACCAUGUUUUGAACCAAAAUGGUGAACUUCAUUGUUAGACCCAAAAUGGUAACUUUCCAUGUUUUGACCCAAAAUGGUAACUUCAUGGUUAUACCCAAAAUGGUAACUUACCAUGUUUUGACCCAAAAUGGUAACUUCAUGGUUACACCCAAAAUGGUAACAUACCAUGUUUUGACCUAAAAGGGUAACUUCUUGGUUAGACCCAAAAUGGUAACUUACCAUGUUUUGACCCAAAAUGGUAACUUCAUGGUAACUUACUUACACUCGAAAUGGUAACUUACCAUGUUUUAAACCAAAAUGGUGAACUUCAUGGUUAGACCCAAAAUGGUAACAUACCAUGUUUUGACCUAAAAGGGUAACUUCUUGGUUAGACCCAAAAUGGUAACUUACCAUGUUUUGACCCAAAAUGGUAACUUCAUGGUUACACCCGAAAUGGUAAUUUACCAUGUUUUGAACCAAAAUAGUGAACUUCACGAUUAGACCCAAAAUGGUAACUUACCAUGUUUUGACCUAAAAUGGUAACUUCAUGGUUAUACCCGAAAUGGUAACUUGUGUUUUGAACCAAAAUGGUGAACUAACUUCAUGGUUGGACCCAAAAUGUUAAUUUACCAUGUUUUGAACCAAAAUGGUGAACUUCAUGGUUAGACACAAAAUGGUAACUAACCAUGUUUUGACCUAAAAUGGUAACUUCAUGGUUACACCCGAAAUGGUAAUUUACCAGGUUUUGAACAAAAAUAGUGAACUUCAUGAUUAGACCUAAAAUGUUAGCUUACCAUGUUUUGACCCAAAAGGGUAACUUCAUGGUUAUACCCGAUAACCAUACCACGAAAACUUUUUUGGGGGGGUUAUAAGUAUAGUGGCUGUAGGUUAGUUUUUGCCUCAUCCCUCACUACCGACCUGAUAAGUCUAAAAGAGAUGAUACAGUAUUAUCUCAUGCCAGAUGCAGCUAGUCCUGUAUAGUCCCACUCCUUAAUGCUUCGGUCACACGCAGGAUUCUCACAGGAGUGAGGCAAAAAUACUACCUUUGCCAACUGUAUGGCAUGUUAUUAUAUGGGUCAGUGUGUUUGUUUCGGUUGUUGAAGUUUCUUUUAAUGAAUAGACAUUGAGAAAAACAAUUGGUUAAAUUGAAUUUUAUUUUGAAAAAUGUUUUAAAAAUAUUUAAAACAAGGCAUUUUCUGUUCCUGUUUACAGCGCUAAGCCUUCUGGGUAAUGUAGAUGAUAAACAUUUAACAACACACUGACUCACUUUACAUGUAUUUAUAUAUUUAACAUUUAUUUAUCCAAUUAGGGAACAUAUUUACAUUUGCAACGCUGACCUAGCAGAGAACUUGUUAGAGAUGUUGAAGUGUGAUGAAAGUCUCUCACUUACCAACAAAAAUAACGCCAUUGAUAGCCUUUAAAAAACUUAAAUUAUUGUUUAAAUGGACAAACACUUUUCAAGCGUAAAAGAUACACGGAGAAUGUCUGCAACUUGUGAAUAAAACCCAUAUCACAGUCAGGCUUUAUUUGUAAUUAUAAAAAUGUUUUGUUAUUAUUUUGCACUAAAGAUUAAUAAUUUGUGUAUUACACCAAAAAUGCUUCCAAAUAAAUAUAGGGUUGGGUCAAAUAGAAUAAAAAUCUGGGCAUUCUGGGAAUCCAGUCUGGACAAAAAUGUCCUGGGCCAAUUUUUUGUCCCAUAGGAAACAAUAACAGUUGUAGCUUGUGUUUAUUAUUACAAAAACAAAACAUUAAAUUAAGAUAAUCUGAUAUCAUAAUAAAAAUAAUUACUUCAAUUAUAAAUAUUUUUUUUCUGCUGACUAAUGAUUUACAUUUGUUUUAAGAAGUAUGUAAUGAAAGUAAAACAGUUAUUUAGAUCUAAUUACUGCUCUUUCGACACUGGAACAAGAAGAACGCUUGUUUGUCAAUUUUGCAUUUCAAAAUAAAAGUCCCGAUAAAUUGUUUUUGUUUUUUUCAUCCAAAUUCAUAAACAAACAAAUAGUGAGCAAACGCUGACUCUUAUAGUUCACUUUGUUUUCUGGGCUGUCCAUAUUUUGGGGCAUUUUAUUUUGUAAGAAGGCUAAAAAAAAAAGGUAUGUACUAUAACUAUAAAUAUUAGCUUAGAUAUGAUCUAGUUAUUAGCAUCAUUUUUUUUCUUUACAGUGUACCUUUUUACUCUUUUUUUUUUUUUCAAUUUUUUGUGUGUUUAAUUUUACUUGUACAAUGUGUCGCCGACACUUUGGUUCUGGUUUCUUUGUUUCGGACAUGUUUAUUAACACGUUGCAUAAUUCAAUUGAAAAGAAGUAGGAAGAAGCAGAGCUUACUCAGUCCUUUACCCUAACACCAAAUGUUUAACAUGUUUGACUUUUCCAAUGUUGUGUGUGUAAAUAUUUUGUCAAUAAAACGGUUGUUUCCUU
Nerophis lumbriciformis (worm pipefish) is the source of this 4335-nucleotide messenger RNA. Its product is annotated as BTB/POZ domain-containing protein KCTD12-like. The record is from RefSeq and is a predicted model, not a curated record. Gene Ontology annotation, biological process: protein homooligomerization; regulation of G protein-coupled receptor signaling pathway. Lineage: Eukaryota; Metazoa; Chordata; Actinopteri; Syngnathiformes; Syngnathidae. Gene Ontology annotation, molecular function: protein binding. Gene Ontology annotation, cellular component: presynaptic membrane; postsynaptic membrane; signaling receptor complex.